UGGGUUUGUCAGAGUUGAUUGCUUGUGUUUUCAAGUACUGGAUGAAUGCAUGACCUCUUGAAUAACGUUUUCAAGACAGGAUUUAAUAUUUUUGCGCAUUUUAGAGGGGACUGCAGUGCAAUCUAGAUUUUAAUUUGCUUUCGGAAUGAAACGUUUCCCUUUCGCAAUGCGUGGGUUAAGAAACUGAAGAAGUCCUUCCGAAGCGCAAUUCCACAGAGUAUCGUGACAUUCAUUCCUCUCAAACAUAUAUUGUGUGAUUUCCAGCACAUCAGCCGAGUUAAACAUUCUUUUUCGAAGAAGGUGUCUCAGUGAGUCAAUACUGCUAGAGCCAAUUGCCCUUAGCUGCCUCAAUCCUGGCAUAGGUUCAACAAAAGGGAGAACCAGACGGUAGAUGUACACAGGCCCAGCUCCUCCAUCACCAUGAGCACAGAAGGCGAGAUUACCAUCUCAGAAGCAGUUGUAAAUGGGCUAUCGUCACCCCCCACUGUUCAUGAGCAGGAGAGGGCCGUGGAAGGCCCUUUGCGUGCACGUGCUAUCUCUGCCGUUAAAAUAAUCCCAGUGAAGAAGGUGAAAAGCUCUCCUGACCUAAUGCGGGUGACAGAAACAGAUCCUUCCAAAGUGUGCUCAGGGAAAGGCGCUGUGACUCUCCGAGCUUCCAGUGCGCACGGUGACCUACAGACAAGCAGUAGCCCUCAGCCAGGCUCAGAGAUCCAUGAUGCCCCACAGAGUCCUGAGCCAAAAGACCCAGGAACAGAUGGUUGGAAAACUCAGUCCUUUGCUGACCCUAAUGGAGAUACCAGCACUUCCUUGGCUGCUAAGGGCUAUCGCAGUGUCAGACCUAAUCUGCUUUCAGACAGCAAGACACAGUCACAGAAAAUACCCCCUGUUCCACCUCUCCCGAAAGAACAGAGCUUUGCAUGGCGUUUCACACCUAUUCAGGGAGUCUCUCACCUUAACCCUGCGUCAGCUACAGACCGCUUGUAUAUGAGCUACCCAAAACCUUUUGUGCCUACAGCGCCUUCUUCUGGCAGCAGUGGGCAGUGUUUUUCCCAGUCACAGGUCCCAACACCCAAUGAGCGCUCUGUGUCUUUAGCUCCUCAAGCAAUGUCACUGGCCACCACAAAGAGCAGUCCCUCUGUGUUACAAAUGCAUGCUGGCCAGACCACAGGACAAGCUACACCUACCCAGUCAGCCACACAGGCAGAAAGUGUUUCAGGGAAGACAGCAGAGAAAAAAAUCAGCAGUCUUUACGUGGCUUGUUUAUCUAACAGCACAUGCUCACCUGCACCUAAGUCUCCAGUAAGUGUGCCCAUAGCAGUGCAAGUCUUCCCUGAGUCCUCCACAUGCUCAGAGCCUUCUGCCACUGCUGUGUGCCACCGCACGGAUGACAGCCAGUCACCCCCACCUCCUAUCCCCCCAAGACCUUUCUACCCAAAAGGCCCAGGGAGCUUCAGCCCUCAAAGAGAACCCUUCAAGACCAACCAUCCGUCGCUACCAGACCACGGUGGUGUUGCCAAAGUAGAUAAUCACGGCAUAAAAUGGCCGGGGAUGUUCUGGUCAGAUGGGCCCUCGCAGUCCACACGAGCAAAGGGAUCCAGCAUGGACGAUUCUCCUUUCCUUGUUCUGCCUGAAGUCCAACUAGUACCCUUGGACCAGGCUGGGAGUGCUGCACGACGAAAGGGCAGCCCAUGCCCUCCACUGCCACCUCUUGUCCCCGCUGGCCAGGACAGCACCUUUCUCGAACCUGCUGGAGCACUGACCUUGCCAACACUGGACGAUUUUAUACCUCCUCACCUGCAGAGGGGAGCAGCUCGCGUCGCACCUCCUGUUAUCGACACCCCUUCCCCGACUAACCUGCCACCUUCACCUCCAGCCCUCCCAUCGGCACCGUCCCCGGCUCCCCUCCCCGUACAGGCCACUGAGCCUGCCACCACUCCUGUCAUCUGCUCCGGAGCACCUACAGUGUCGCAGCCUGUGAGCACCGACGUCUCUCCGCCCGCUCCCCAGUCCGAUCCACACAGCUUUUUUCCAUCAGCAGGCAGGCCCUCCUCUGGCUAUCCUUCCACUACAAUUGUCAACCCAACAAUAGUGCUUUUACAGCACAACCGAGAGCAACAAAAGCGCCUUAGUAGUUUGUCAGAUCCUGUGCCAGAGAAGGCAACUAGUCCCAAGGAGGGGAGUACAGUUUUGCAGGAGAGGGAACUUGCUGAAUACCCCCAAAGUGGAAAUACAGAGAUGGAUGGCAGAAGGAUGAAGCUUGUCAGGUCUCCACAAAAUGUUGGAAUUGGUCCUGUGGAUGAAAUUGGCAUUCCUCUGCGGAAUACUGAGAGGUCCAAGGAUUGGUAUAAAACAAUGUUCAAACAGAUCCACAAAGUCAAAGAAUCUCCUGAAGAAAACCCUUACUAUCCUACCUACAAAUUCCCAGAGCCUACCGAAAAGCCGAUCAAAGUAGAAGAGGAAAACCCUUAUGCCCCUACCUACCAGUUUCCAGAGUCAACUCCUAGUUCAAAGUCAGAAGUGGAGACCCCUUACAUCCCAACCUAUGUUUUCUCAGAGAUUGCUAAAAGGCACUGUUCUGAAGAUGAUGAUUCUGAUUCAAAUUCUCCAAGUCAGUCAUAUUCAGAAGAUAUGAGAAGUCAGAGUUGUGUGCCACGAUCAAAAAGUGCAGGAGACAGUAUUGACACUGAAUUGGGAGUGAAAAGGUCAGCAACAGUGCCCCUGCCACCACGCACCUCCUCUCUCAAGCCCUCAUCCGAAAGGAAUGAUUGGGAACCCCCGGACAAGAAGGUUGACACCAGGAAAUACCGUGCUGAACCCAAGAGCAUCUUCGAGUAUGAGCCAGGAAAAUCCUCAGUGCUGAAGCAAGAGAAAACGACUCGGGAUAUAAGCCCAGAAGAAGUAGAUUUAGAGAAUGAGCCUUGGUAUAAAUUCUUUUCAGAGAUGGAGUUCGGAAAACCGCCUCCAAAAAAGAUCUGGGACUAUACUCCAGGGGAUUGCUCUAUUCUUUCUCUGGAGGAUAGGAAGGACCUGCUAGAGAAAGAUCUCUACCGCUACCAAGCCGAGUUAGAGGCAGAUAUAGAAAACAUGGAGAAGCUUUACAAAGCGCAGGAUAAAAGACUGUGGAAGAGUGCCCCUUUCAACCCCUUGGAAACUCCAGACGAUCUCCAGCAAUACUCAAUGUAUACACCCAACUACCAUGUUGUGAGAAAAGACAGUGAGCUGGCAGCUAGUGAGUCUGGAGGCUCUGAAAGUGAACGUCUCAUUUACAAGAGUGUCCUGGAAGGUGGUGAUAUCCCAUUGCAAGGUCUGAGUGGUCUAAGCAAGCGUCCUUCCAGCUCCUCUUCCACAAAAGUGGAUCAUAAAGGUGGGAAUGCUUACAUCAUUUCACCUUCUUCUUCUGUAAAUAGCAGAUCAGUUAUUGCUAGUAAUGCGCUAGUUUAUAAAUGUAAGCAUAAGAAGCCAUUGUCAGCCGCCAAAGCCUGCAUUUCUGAAAUCCUCCCCUCCAAAUUCAAGCCGAAACUGGUGCCUUCUGGCAGUGGGUAUCAAGAGAGGGAAGUACCUGCUGUGACACACCCCAAAGCUCACAGCUGCGAAGACCUUCAUGAUGGCAGCUCCUUCUUUGACAGCAAGAGGGCAGUACCGAGAGAGGUGAGGCAGAGUGCGGAUUCCCUGCUGCUUCAGGAAGGAAGUACAAUCGGGAGGCGGGAAGGCAGCACCACCAGCCUUCAAGAGUACAGCUGCCAGAAAAGUGCCAUCCCUCCGCGGAAGAGCAGCCCUGAGUUUGCUGCCAUGUACAAAAACAUGCACUACGUCCACCGCCCGAGGUCGCAGGGUUCCAGUCCUGGGGGGAGCGUGCGCAGCCUGGCCUCACAGUUCGAGAGAGAACACAAUGGGUAUGGAGAGCCAGGAGAAGGGGAAGGCCUUGAGCGUGUCCCCCGUCACACUGUGUCCUCCAGGGUUACAGAGUUUGAGCAGAUAAUCCAGCGCUCAUGCUCCCUGCCCACUUUAGACAGUACCUACAAUGCUCAGAGCCCUGGCCAGUCCCGUAUGGCUUCAGCUUUCUCAGCUGAGUCUUUGCUUACAGAGCCCCCAAAGAGGGAAAAGGAGGAGACAGAGAGGAAGGAAGAGGUAAAGAUAAUGGUAAAAGGAGCUUGUCUCUCAGAGAGUGAGGUAGCAGAAGAGCUAGCUUCUUCAGAGUUCAGUGACAUGGUACCAGUGGACUCCCUCUCCACUGGCACUGAAACAGAGAUUGACCGACUUUCUAAUGCCUCUGCGGAGAGCUCUGCUAGCAGUAGCAUCUUUCCUACCCACCACCACAAACCCAGCAAAUGCAAAGGGGCCUGCCCUGCCUCUUACACCAGGUUUACCACCAUCCGCAGGCAUGAGAAGCAACAGGCCAAAGUCCAGGCUAAGCUAAGCACCCAAGAAAACAAGAAUGUCUUCCCCAGAAACCUCUUUCUCAUGGGCCCCAUGCCCUUCCGGUUGAAGAAGCCACUGCAACAGCAGGAAGUGAAAAGAACCACGGCUGUGACUGUCACACGGAACCCACCUAACAGCCUGAAAGUAGACCAAGUGGAUCACGGUACCCUGCAGGGUGUGUUGACAGAAGGCAAACCCAUCAUCCCACAGCGACAGUCCUCCUUGGAGGCAGUAGAGAGACUAAGUGCUGGAGACACACACCAAGAAGGCUCGCUUUCUUCCCCCAAUGGGUGCUAUGAUGGUGUCUCUAAUGGCAACAGUUGUUCGUUUGCUCUGGAUGGCUUGGAUCCCAACAACAAUCCGCAACAGCUGGUGAUGGGAGCAUACCUCAGAGUAGACUCUGAUUCUCCGCGCCAUUUUGCUCCUAUGGAGCAUUCAGAAUAUCCAGAAGACCUUGUCCGCAGACGCUAUGAUGACAAAGAGAAACUGUUAGAGGAGCAAAGAAGACUUAAGCGCGAACAAGAGGAGGCUGAUAUUGCAUCUAGACGACACACUGGACUCUUUCUAACUCACCAUCAGUUUAUCACUAAUGACCGAUUUGGAGACCUCCUUAACGUUGAUGAUGCAGAUAAGAGGAAAUCUGGGUCCGAGGUCUGUUCCACUCACCUCAAUCCGCUGCUUGACCCAAAGCAAGAUUUGCCUCCCACAUUAUGUAAUGCUAUGUCACCAGCUCGUGCCAGAUUUGACUUUAAAGCUCAGACACUGAAGGAACUGCCUUUCCAAAAAGGAGACAUUGUCUACAUCUAUCGUCAGAUUGAUCAGAACUGGUAUGAAGGAGAGCAUCAUGGAAGAGUGGGGAUCUUUCCCCGCACUUAUGUGGAGAUCCUGCCACCAACAGAGAAGGCCCAGCCCAAAAAGUCAGCCCCAGUCCAGGUUCUGGAGUAUGGAGAGGCCCUGGCUAGGUUUAACUUCACAGGGGACACAAUUGUUGAAAUGUCCUUCAGGAAGGGAGAGAGAAUCACACUGAUCCGCAGGGUGGAUGAGAACUGGUAUGAGGGCAAAGUCUCAGGCACCAGUCGGCAGGGAAUCUUCCCAGUCACCUAUGUGGAGGUUCUCAAACGGCCUCGUGUUAAGAACGGAGUGGAUUACCCAGACCCCCCAGUGAGCCAGUCUCCCAAUCGCAGCCACACUGCAUCACCGCAGUGUGGCCACAACCGGCUGCUCUCUCCCACCCCUCCCCUGCGACGCGCCAUCUCCCCUGAGGUGCAGGCCAUCACCUCUGAGUGGAUCUCCCUCACAGUGGGCCUGCCCCGCAGUGGCACCCCUGCUGCCACUCCCCCUCUCCCACCCCUGCCUGAGGGCUUCUACUCCUGUGGGGACUAUAUCUCUCCCUCCGCGGCCACCAGCCCAGUCCCUCCAGUCAGCAGCCCUCUGCGCAGCCCCUUGGGCCCCUCCCCUGCCAGCUCCCCGCUGCCCCCACCCUACCCCCCUCGCCCCCACUCCUCUUGCUUGGGCCCUGCUCCGUCUGUCACCUUCACGCCCCCCCAGGGAGAGGAGCUCCUCCGGCGCUCCGCGUCCCCCACGUGCUCCCCCAGCCUCGGCACCCCAAGAGGCUGGAGCCCCGAGGCGGGCUUUGUGGGAGGGAGCCCCCAGCAGAGGGGUCUGGCCAUAGAGCUGGAGGAGAACCAGCUGUGCCAGGAGCUGCUCAAUAUUGUGCAGGGAGGAGAAGGCGCACAGGGAGGCAGGGAGAGCAGGCAGGAGGCCGUCAAAGAAUGGCAGAGUAGCCCAGGAAAGAGAGGAGACCUGAACAGGUCUAUUCAUAGCCCCCCUCCCCCAGCCUCCAUCUGCACUGCCCUUCUCUCUCAUCCUUCAGCCACACCUGUCAGAACCCCAGCUAGGCUCAGGCCUCCAGGGCCACAGCUUGUGCAGAAUGAGACUGGGUACCAUGGGCAGACCUCAAGAAGUCCAGUUAUACUGUCUGAUAUUCCAGCUAAUGUUAUGAAUGCCAACUCUUUUGCGCCCUCCCACCAUUCAUUGAGAUCAGGACCAGAGCUCACAGACUCUGAAAAGAGUUAUGUGGAAGCGGUCUGCAAUGAGAUCAUGAAUAUUGCAGAAAAGUCUGUCCAUUACUGCAGCACCCUCUCCCAUCCCCUUGACUCUAGCCGCAGACUGUCUUCUAAUCACAGUAAACAAUCUUUCAUAAUUUCUCAGCAACCCCAGGCUCAACAGCAUAGGAGCAGUCCUGAUCAGAACCGGACCAGCUGUGAAGUCUUCCAAGCCCUGUACAGUUAUGUGCCACAGAAUGAAGAUGAGCUGGAGCUCCGGGAAGGCGAUGUUGUCAAUGUCAUGGAGAAGUGUGAUGAUGGCUGGUUUGUUGGUACUUCCAGAAGAACAAAACAGUUUGGCACCUUCCCUGGGAACUAUGUGAAGCCUCUCCAUUUGUAAACAUUGCUCUUCCAAAUGGACACUAACAAUAACACAGCAUCCCCCAGCAGCCUCUUCAGUUACCAUUUGGGAAACUUUGGGACUUUUAAAAAAAAUUGAACACACCUUUCUUUGCUGUUGAGCUGGAGGUUUUGGUGAGCAUUUCAAGGUCAAGUAGAAGUGGAUGAGGCAUGUGAUUAUAUGGUAAGAGGUUCUUCUGAGAAGCAUGGCCAUUGUCUCAGUUUCAGAUUAUGUGUAGGACUAGAACGACAGGGAGUGCUGAGGAUUCACUGCCUCAACUCUUCUGCCUGGUACUCACUGUCACUUUGCUUGCUGCACCAGCCCAAUUUGUGCAAACUCUUGUUAUCUAAAAGCAACUGCCUGAUAAACCCUCAGCAGAGAAGUUUUAUAAGUCUUUGUGAAGCUGUGUGCUAUCCACUGAUCUGUGGCUCUAAGCAGAACAAUUAUUUGAAUUUCAACAAUAUGAAGAUCUCAUAUGUAAUAAUGAGCAAGAUUUGGUUUAGAGGAACUUCUUAGUGAAGGACCUUAAGAGAGUACUGGAAAAAAAAUCAAUAUAUAGUGCUUCUUGUGCUUUAUUUCACUUUGUUAUACAGAUACCUGUACACCAUAAAAUUUAAAGUCGCAUAUCAAAGUACUGAAAACUUUUCUGUUGAAAUAGCUUUUUUCCAGAUACACAUUUCUGUACAUAUCAUUGAAAGCUGUAAUUCAGAGUGUAGGAUAACUUUCCAAGGGCUUGCAACCUUUUCUUGGAGACAGUGCAGGAAUCAGCAGAUGAGGGCAUACCCACAGAAUAUAAGAAAGGCCAUUGAAGAUGGAAUUUUACAUGUUGCCCAUUUAGGUUUAAUCAGGAGGAUUUAUUUUUGUUUGAACAACCCAUCUUCCCUGAUUAAAGCUAAAGUUUAAUGGUUUUAUGAAAGGAAAAAGUUCAAUAGGAAAGGCUAUUUUCAUUAUACCACCACCAGCUUUUAACCAGUACUGCCAAGCAAAUGCUUCUACAUAACCCCGACUCUUUCUCUUACCGAAGAGAGUAAUAAAGUAUCUUUAAAUAUGAGACAACUUAAUUGUAUUUUUGAUUGAACAUGUCAUUUACCAGGCAGAUUUGCAGGAAUAAUUUAGUAUGCUAUCCUUUUCACAGAACAUCAUCUUUGCAUAAAAGAGUGAAAAAAAUACCUAUUUUUAUGCUGAUAACUUUUUUAGAGAGAAAUAUAACAAAAGUAAAUGGAUUACUAACAUACUAAAAUGCAGAAGUUACAGCUGCCCACUUCCAAACUUAAGAUGCUCAAGAUGUGGAAAGCACAGUUCUCAGUGUGUGUGGAGAGGGAAAACUACAUGGAGUAAGGUUUCCAUCAAAAUCCAAAAACUCCAAAAAUGGCCAUUCGAAUAAAGAAAUAAGUCUAAAGUCUGAGAUUUGACUCCAGAGGUUCAAAGAUAAAAAAUAUUUUUUUAAAUACAAUGUUUAAAGAUUUUAGUUUGAAGGGUGACAUUUAAAUCAAACCAUAAUUCUUGUGUGACAUGAAAUAUGCAAAUUCUGGAUUCACUCAGUUGUUCCAAACAACACGGUAACUUCCUAAAGAUAAUGAAGAACAAUUAUGAUUUUUUGUCAUACAGUAGGUAUUCCAAAAUGCCAUGUAUCCACUCUGCAGUCCUCAGUGAAUUACUGGCAAACAUGACUAAAAUGGCAUAAAUUGAAAAACAGAUCUAUGCACUAAAACAUCUUAGUUAUACUGUACAAUUUACUAGUUUUAAUUUACAAUCUACAGUUCAAGUAUGUUACCUUGACAAAUUUGAAAUUUAGUUUAUAGAACAGCUAAAUUCAGAUUGGGCACCAUAAGAAUGCUUGACAGCAUUUUAUAAAAGCUGUUUCAUCAGCAGUAGCCUAAUGUUAACUCAUGUUAAAAAUUAGAACAGGCUAGCUUUUAAAUUUUGAGCGUCUACUACAGAUUUCAGAGUGGAGCAGGGUAGUUUGUCUUUGUGACAUUUGACUUCCAGAUAUUUUUCAUCUUUUAUGUAGUAUAUUGUUCUAUUUCAAGGUUGUAGCCUUUGACGUUUCAGAUUUUAGUUGGGUUUUUUUCAAAGCCUGAUCACCAUUUCUAAAGGUUUGGGAAUUUGGCAAGAAUGUAACUUUAAAACAGCUUGACGAAAGUACAGUAUGAUUGUAAAUAUGUAUAUUUGAUUUUGUACAGAACGUGUACUUAUCCUGUAUAGAAAAUAAUUUAAUAGAGAUGGAUUUAAAAGCGAGAGGAAAAAACAAGACGGCAGUUAUGGAGCUCUUUGAUUUUACCAGUUUAUUCACCUGAAGGAUUUUAGUGAAGCACACAACACAAAAAAUGUCUAGCACAGAAAAACACAUGCACUAAAAUAGACUAAAAAAGUGUCUUGCUACCACCUUGCGGGGAUCUCCUAGCCCUCAUAUUAUGUAUGAUUUAGGAAAUUUUGUGUUUUCUUUUUUGCCUUUGUUGUUUUUAUCUAAUUUAAAAAUAUCCCCAGAAAUGUAUUACUCACCUGUAGCAGUGUAUUACAAGUUUAAAAAUACCUAAUAAAACGUUUACAGUAUGCUGACUGUAUAUAACAAGAUGCUUCUAAUACAUUUUAUUUACCAUUUUCUGUAUGCUGCGGUUCAUUCUAAAUGCUCUUUGCAGCAUUUUGUGUUUAAUUUACUUCUGAUAGUACUGCUUUAUGAUUUCACAAUAUGAAUUACAAGAAUCUAUUUACAGUGUACUGCUGUGAUUGCUAAAUUCAGUAUUAUGCAAUAUUUAAUAAACUUUAUUCAAACAUG
This is a messenger RNA of Lepisosteus oculatus (spotted gar), 9640 nucleotides long. NCBI's taxonomy places the organism in Eukaryota, Metazoa, Chordata, Actinopteri, Semionotiformes, Lepisosteidae. The record is from RefSeq and is a predicted model, not a curated record.